GGGAGGGUGGAGUAUUGGCUGGAGAGUUUGUGAAAAAGUUCUGAGACGAGCAGGAGGAAGUGGGGACCGACCAGUUGAGCUGCACCGGAGGCCGAGGAGCAAGGGGGGGGACGGGGGUCUUAAGUGGCCCCCGGGAAACUCCGGUGUCCUGGAAGGAGCCGAGCGCCUACAUGAAAGGAGGGACGUGGUUGGAAGGUCGCCCCUACCUGAGCCGGGAACUCCAGCUACUGGGUCCGCAGCACUUCCCCCGCGUGCUGGCUGGGUGGCCGCGUCUACGCACGACCCAUGAGGAUCCGGAUGGCCGUGAGGUGGACCUGGGCAGGCAAGAGCUGCCUGCUGCUGGCGUUUUUAACACUGGCUUAUAUCCUGGUGGAGUUCUCCGUCUCCACUUUGUAUGCCUCCCCAGGAGCCGGCCCUGCCAAGGAGCUGGGGCCAAGGCGGCGCUCGGACCUUGAGACGGGGGAAGAGGAUUUGUCUCAGCCUCUUUAUAUAAAGCCCCCUGCAGAUUCCCAUGCUCUUGGAGAAUGGGGGAGAGCGAGCAAACUGCAGCUCAAUGAGGGUGAACUGAAACAGCAAGAAGAACUCAUUGAGAGGUCGCUUCCCACCACCUCCGUUAUCAUCGCCUUCUACAACGAAGCCUGGUCCACUCUGCUUCGAACCAUUCACAGCGUUCUAGAAACGUCGCCCGCGGUACUCUUGAAGGAGAUCAUCUUGGUCGAUGACUUGAGUGACAGAGUUUAUUUGAAGUCGCAACUCGAAACUUACAUCAGUAAUCUCGAUAGAGUGCGCUUGAUUCGAACGAAUAAGAGAGAGGGGCUGGUCCGGGCCCGCCUCAUUGGGGCCACUUUUGCCACUGGGGAUGUCCUCACGUUCCUGGAUUGCCACUGUGAGUGUAACACUGGUUGGUUGGAGCCACUUUUAGAAAGAAUUAGUAACGAUGAAACAGCAAUCGUAUGCCCUGUUAUUGAUACUAUCGAUUGGAAUACUUUUGAAUUCUACAUGCAGACUGGGGAGCCCAUGAUUGGUGGGUUUGACUGGCGCCUAACAUUUCAGUGGCAUUCUGUCCCCAAACAUGAACGGGAUAGGCGAACAUCAAGAAUUGAUCCCAUUCGGUCACCCACCAUGGCAGGAGGCCUGUUUGCCGUGAGCAAGAAGUAUUUUCAGUACCUGGGAACCUACGACACGGGCAUGGAAGUAUGGGGAGGUGAAAACCUGGAGCUGUCUUUCAGGGUUUGGCAGUGCGGCGGCAAACUGGAGAUCCACCCAUGUUCUCAUGUGGGCCACGUGUUCCCCAAGCGGGCGCCAUAUGCUCGCCCCAAUUUCCUACAGAAUACGGCGAGGGCUGCCGAAGUCUGGAUGGACGAAUACAAAGAGCAUUUCUAUAAUCGAAACCCUCCAGCUCGGAAGGAGGCCUAUGGCGAUAUUUCUGAAAGGAAGCUGCUGAGGGAGCGGCUGAGAUGCCAGAGCUUCGACUGGUAUUUGAAAAAUGUGUUUUCUAACUUACACGUCCCUGAGGAUAGACCUGGCUGGCACGGAGCUAUUCGCAGCAUGGGCAUCUCUUCCGAGUGCUUAGACUAUAAUGCUCCCGACAGCAACCCGACAGGUGCUAACCUUUCCUUGUUUGGAUGCCACGGUCAAGGAGGCAAUCAAUUCUUUGAAUACACUUCCAACAAAGAAAUCCGAUUUAAUUCUGUGACUGAAUUAUGUGCGGAGGUCCCCGAACAAAAGACUCACGUAGGGAUGCAAAACUGUCCCAAGGAUGGUCUCCCUACUCCCGUCAACAUCAUUUGGCUUUUUAAAGAAGACGGCACGAUUUUUCACCCUCACACAGGACUGUGCCUUACUGCUUUCCGGACAGCUGAAGGCCGACCCAGUGUGCAGAUGAAAACAUGUAACGCCCUUGAUAAAAAUCAGCUCUGGCGUUUUGAGAAAUAGACAAUACCAGGAGAGCAUCUUCUGUUUGGUAGCUGACAGUAGCCUCUGGAAAGUCAGAGGGCCCAGUGAUGAUUGUAUUCUUCCUAGAAGUCACCCAGAAGCUGGCCCUGAGAACACUGGCAAGCCACGGUUCAUGUGGGUGCUCAGAGCAUCGCUGCUUAAUCUUUCAAAGUGCCUUCUUUCCUCGGGGCUUGUUCUAUUUAAAAAACUUUGUGGAUGUGGUCCCCUACUUCUCUUUAAAGAAGCUGCUGUGAAUUGAGAUGCACAAAACACUUAAGUGUGGGCUGUGGGUGUAGCUCAGCAGCGGGUGCAAGACCCUGCGUCAGACCCAUGGCGCCACAAAAUGCACACUUGAGUACAAGACUUAAUAUUAAAGAAUGUAAAAGCCCAAGCAAAAUGGGGUAUGAUUCAUGCUGAUUGGUAAAUUCAUUGCUUGUGUAAUUAAUGCUAUUACUGUUUUGAUUAUGUAGGGUUUGAAUUUCUUUUAGUCAGCACAUUAAGUUUGAGGUCUUUAGAAACAAAUUUGUCUUUGAUCAGAUAGAAGUAGAGGAAAUUUGGUCUUGAGAAAAAGGCCUGAGGUUGAUAUAUGUUUCAUUGGAAGAGGAGACAGUUCCAAAUGCAAGUUUGGAGGUUUUUUUUUUUUUGUUUUUUUUUUUUUUUUGACAGUUAUCUCAGAAACCUAGACUCUGGCCAAAUGAGAUGCUGGGGCAUUCACACAUUCCGUGCUUUGUAAGCGUGAGCUAUUGGAGUAAACUGACCUGUAUAUCGAUACCUCACAUGGCUGGCUCUGCAAGCCGUCCACUCUGUGAAUGGGUUUGUGCGUGCAGGGCAUCUUCUGACUGCCCUUCCUUAGGCUGUGAAUGGACCAGAGUGGGGCUUGUUCAGAAUACUGCGCCUCCCUUUGUUAGCGCCUAAUCACUUAAAUAGGACUGGGGCCUCUCUGCAGUUAACCCCAAAUGUGUUCCCUGAAAUGGGUGAAACUGAAAGUGGGCCCAGGCCUGCGGAGAGUGUUCGGCUCGCCUGAGUUCUUGCUCACCUGGAAAUCUGGAGGACUCCUCUCAAGAUCGCAAGGGAAGAAAGACUGUAUUGGUAGUUGUCGGUUGCUGCUUGCCAGCGCAUUGCCAACACCCAGCAGCCUGGCAGCUGUCACAGCAGAAGGAUGGCCUUGAGUCAUUCAUCUUGCAGGGGCCUCAGUUCUCUUGUCUGAAUAGCCCGAUUGGGUCUUGAGGGUCCCUUUCUAUAGGAAGGGUCAGUUAUACACCUUCCUGUCCCCUACUCACCCACUGUGAUUUCAAGGAACACUUUUGAGUCUUUGCUUUUAACAUAGGUGGAACUAAGCCGCUGAGCUGUGUUCAGUUUGGAAGACGGAGAAGCGGAUUUUAAGCUUCCAUGAGCCGAGCUCACCUGAAGUGUGUUUCUCAGUGCAUGGGAUGUUAGUUUUAUAGUCAUUUUAUUUUGACAGUUGUUGAACUGGUUUUGUUUUUUAAAAGUUUUAAACUUUCCAAGUAAUUCUUUCACUAAGAGUAUGGAUGUUUCCCAAACUAGGUGAUUUCAGAAGUAAAUACAUUUUAAGACAUUUUUCCCAAACUAAGUGAUUUCAGAAGUAAAUACAUUUUCAGACAUUUUUUUGGUCCCUUACUAUUGUUUUAUCCAGAAGUCACAGGCUAAAUUUGGGAGCGAGUCCCAGUUCCUUGACUGUGGUAUGAAAAAUGCGUGCUCCACAGUGAACCAAUCCUCAGGAACUCAUAAGAAGAUUGUUUUCAGUGUUCACUUGACAGUCUGGGUGGAGAAAGGGAGCCUUGUAAACCUUGAAUUGAUGCAAAUUGUUUAGGGUGACCAUGUCAGAAAUUAAAGUUUGUGUGUUCUUGUGA
Messenger RNA from Arvicola amphibius (Eurasian water vole), 3806 nucleotides. RefSeq names its product polypeptide N-acetylgalactosaminyltransferase 4-like. The record is from RefSeq and is a predicted model, not a curated record. The transcript has 2 exons. Bases 286 to 1935 code for a protein of 549 amino acids. NCBI's taxonomy places the organism in Eukaryota, Metazoa, Chordata, Mammalia, Rodentia, Cricetidae. Gene Ontology annotation, cellular component: Golgi apparatus.